Molecule: messenger RNA, 2676 nt
Organism: Clarias gariepinus (North African catfish)
Lineage: Eukaryota; Metazoa; Chordata; Actinopteri; Siluriformes; Clariidae
Gene: veph1
Product: ventricular zone expressed PH domain-containing 1
Exons: 13
Coding region: 7-2430 (807 amino acids)
Biological process (GO): regulation of signal transduction
Cellular component (GO): plasma membrane
Molecular function (GO): phosphatidylinositol-5-phosphate binding
Source: RefSeq, a predicted model, not a curated record
CCCAGCAUGCACCAGCUUUUCCAGCUAGUUCUGGGUCAGAGGGACCUGUCCAGAGCAGGAGAUCUUUUCUCUCUGGACGACAGUGAGAUCGAGGACUGUCUGUCUCAGGCGCUGGAGGAGAUCAAGUCCAUAUCCUGUCAUCCUGAUUACGUGACUAAUGACAAUGACCAGGCGGUGGUGGAGAUCUGCAUCACUCGCAUCACCACGGCGAUCCGGGAGACGAGCUCGAUGGAGCGUCACGGCCCCGCGUUGGUGGCUCUGUGGGAGUCGUGUCUGGAGCACAACCUCCAGCCACAGGGCAAAGACGAGGACACGCCGCACGCCAAGAUCGCCUCGGACAUCACCAGCUGCAUCCUGCAGAACUACAACCGAGCUCCCAUGAUGGCGCUUGGCGUCCCGGUGGCCGUACGCUUCCUGCAGCAGGGGAAUCACGAGCUGAGCCGCAACAUGUCCAGCUACCUGAGCCUGGCCGCCAUCUCCGAAGCCGAGCUCCUCGUCCAGCACGCCCAGGCUAUCAUCACCAGCGUGCUGGGAGGUAACUGCAUGUUGCUGCGGGUUCUUCCCUCCAUUUAUCCUCUAGAACCAGAUUCAAUCCACCGGCACAUCCAGGACCUGGUACUUUUGAUCCCUGAGCUUGAUCAAAUGAGCCGACAGCACCUAAUCCGAUUGCUCCAGAUGAUCGCUGAUAGACACCCACAGGUGUUGACUCCCGUCAUCCCAUCUCUGAUUGAUCACCUGAGCGACGCCUCUUUAAACGAUGCCAUUCUCAACAUGUUGGUGGAUAUCGCCCAGGUUAGCCCCGCCUCACUCAUCCCGUUUCUCCCCGCACUGAAGGUCGAGGGUCAGCAGACACCAGGGCUGCUGGGACAUGUAGCCAAGAUCCAUGGGGUGGUCGGUCUGACCAAUGAGGAUGAGGCGCGGGAUGCUCUGCAGUACCUGGUUUCUCUUUUGGCCUGUACGGAGCACAGCGUCCAUCACACCGUGUUGCUGGAGAUUCACAGCCUGACCGCGCGUUAUGUCUCCAUCCUAGGCGGAGACGCCAAAGACAUCUACCGCAUGAGCAACAGCUUCAGCGCCAUCGCCUGGCUGCUGGGACGCAAACUGCAAUCUGAUGCUUUAAAACCAUGCGAAGAGAACAAGGCGGUUGUAGAUCCGAGGCAGUGCAAAACCGACACCAGGAGUCAUGACGAAGACCAAGUGAAGAUCCAGGCUUUCGAGGAGAAACUGGAGGAGGAGGCGGCUCAGGUGGAAGCCGAAAGGGACUCACCAGGACCGCAGAGGUGCCACAGCCUGGGCCAGGUGGCACAAGACGUACACCAAGACAUCAGGUUUAGUCGGUCUAAGAGUCUGGCUCUGCAUGCCGUGCAGUCACGUUCCAAUAAUCCUGACUGCAUCCAGAAUGCAGAAGGGGAACGAAACACUGAAGACUACCUGAUUGAGGCUGCCCUUUGCCCUGAGACUGGUCCAUCACCUUCCUCUACUCAGGAGGAGCAUGAUGAGCACCAGGACUUGGGGUCUCACCGGGAGGGAGAACAAACAGGCAGGCUGGACCCUCGGGAAAGAGACAGGCUAUGGAAACACCUCCGGGACAACUUGAAGAAGAUCCGAGCCUUCUGCACCGAUAUGGUUACACUGAUCCCGAUGCCCGAGCGCUGUAUCAUAGAAGAUACCCAGCAGGGCUGUGUUGCUAAGCUGUCCUUCUCAUGUCCAAUGAAAGGUCAUUACUGUCUGUACGGAAAAUCCAGCUUCUCGCUGUGCAGCGGUCAGCCCCACCUCUGGAUACGCAUCAUGCUGCUCGCUCUGCAGAGCCGAACUGAAGAACCUCUAAGCUCUGAAGACACGUGUGUGCAGCAGCUCAGGAGACUUUGGGAGAAAACGCAGCUUAAAGGAGCUCACAGCUUCGAACUGGCCAUGACUCAAACUGCUGUACCGCAGAAGAAGGACCUGGACAGUCUGCAGAUUCACCUGGAGGAGGUGCGUUUCUUUGACCUCUUUGGCUACAGUCAGGAGGUUGGAAGCUGGCUGUGCUUCAUGUGCAACAACCCAGAAAAAGCUGCUGUGGUGAAUCAAGACGGCCAGCCGCUCAUCGAGGGCACGCUGAAGGAGAAACAGGUGCGCUGGAAGUUUAUCAAACGCUGGAAAACACGUUACUCCACCCUGGCUGGUAACCAGCUCCUCUUCAGGAAGGGAAAAUCAGAUGAACCGGACGACAACACCAUUGAGCUAAGCAAAAUCCAGAGUGUGAAGGUGGUGGCGAAAAAGCGACGGGACCGCAGCCUACCUCGGGCUUUCGAGAUCUUUACUGACGAUAAGACGUACGUGCUGAAGGCAGAGGAUGAGAAGCACGCAGAGGAAUGGCUGCAGUGCAUCAACGUGGCUGUAGCGCAAGCCAAAGAGCGCGAGAACAGAGAGGCCACGACGUACCUGUAGGUCAGUGCCACCGGGGGCGCUAGAGUCCGAAAGGAAGUAUGGGAAAUGUUAGUGGUAUGACCGAUCUGUUUCGUUGAUGUAAUCGCUUCACUGAAAAUGAGAAAAUGAAGUGAAGAGGUCCUGCGAUGUUCUUGCCAAAGAACUCGCCGUUACUAAACUCUAAACAGUCUUAGCCUUUGAUCACCCAGUACACAGAAUGAAGAUGACAAGAUUAAAGCUGGCUGUUUACCUCAAACGAAAAAGACA